Messenger RNA from Amphimedon queenslandica, 531 nucleotides. RefSeq names its product WD repeat-containing protein 63-like. The record is from RefSeq and is a predicted model, not a curated record. Bases 80 to 493 code for a protein of 137 amino acids. Lineage: Eukaryota; Metazoa; Porifera; Demospongiae; Haplosclerida; Niphatidae. The transcript has 4 exons.
UCAGUUUGUUCCUAAUGUUUCUAACUAUUGCUCUCAACUGGUCACUAGUGGACUGGAUGGUAACGUCCUUUUUUGGGACAUGAGACCCCUAAGCAGCAAGAAGUACACUCAGAAUAAGUCCCAACCAACCAGUGACCCUGACUCACCCUAUCACUACUUGCACUUGAUAUGGAAACCAUUUUAUAAGGUUCCAUUACCAAGGUCUAGUAACCCCGGCUCAUUCACAAUCACUUCUCUGAGUAUAAAGGAGAGACUAGGACCACGGGCUACCAAGCAGCAGGCACAGACUCAUGAUAGAGGAGGGGGAGAGGAAGGGACAGGCUCAUCAGCUCCUCUUCCUUACCAACUAUCAAUCAAUACUGCUGGACUACCUCUUGAUGAUACCUCACCACAUUUCUGCAUUGGGUCUGAAGAUGGAGAGCUAGUUUUUGUCAAUUGGUUGCCAAGGAAGGAUCCUGAGAGUGGAAAGAUAGCAUGUGAGUCACAAUAUUAAUACAAUGACAGUAUCUCAUUACUGUCACAAUAUUAAUA